This is a messenger RNA of Ornithodoros turicata, 1422 nucleotides long. RefSeq lists its product as uncharacterized. The record is from RefSeq and is a predicted model, not a curated record. Gene Ontology annotation, molecular function: nucleic acid binding. The coding region runs from base 1 to 1422 and encodes 473 amino acids. The transcript has a single exon. Lineage: Eukaryota; Metazoa; Arthropoda; Arachnida; Ixodida; Argasidae. Gene Ontology annotation, biological process: DNA integration.
AUGAGAUCCGUCAGCUUGGUUUUAUCUCCGAGUUUUGCACCGACGUUCGCCAUAUCCCCGGUGUUGACAACCGAUGCUCUUUCACGCAUCAAUGCAGUUCCCUACUUGCCAUCCCCGGUGAGCGUCAGUGACCUCCUCAACGCCCAGGCUCAUGACGCUGACCUCAAGGAUUACCUCGCUGGCGAAUCCUCCCUUGUCCUGCAAAAGGUACACCUCCCUGGGUGCGUCGACCCUCUUUUCUGCGACGUGUCCACCGCGCAUCCUUGCCCCUUCGUCCCCGAGCCGCUACGCCGCCGGAUCUUCAGCGAGUACCACAGCCUCGCCCACACCGGCGUGCGCGCUACACAGAAGGCCAUUGCAACCCGUUAUGUCUGGCCAAAUAUCAACAAGGACAUCCGCAGCUGGACCCGCUCCUGUCUUGCUUGCCAGCGGACCAAAGUUGAACGCCACAUCCAGACGCCACUCAAAGCGUUCCCCACGCCUGAAGGCCGGUUCUGCCACGUUCAUCUGGACCUGGUUGGCCCACUUCCCUCUUCACUCGGCUGCCGGUAUCUCUUCACCUGCGUGGACCGCUUUACGCGCUGGGCAGAGGCUUUACCCAUCCCAGACGCGACGGCGGAUACGGUCGGCCGCGCGUUUCUACUCGGUUGGGUCGCCCGUUUCGGCUGCCCUGACAUUGUGACCACCGACAGGGGACGCCAGUUCACAUCCCGCUCCUUCACGUCUCUUCUGAAAGCUAUCGGAACAAAGCAUAUGAUGACGACGGCUUACCACCCCGCGGCGAACGGGAUGGUGGAACGGCUGCACCGCCAGCUAAAGGCCGCCCUCUGUUCCCAGCCUGAGCCCACUAACUGGGUUGACCAUUUGCCAUGGGUGCUCCUCGGCCUAUGCUCUUCGCUAAAGCAGAAUCUCAAGUGUAGCUCGGCAGAGUUAGUCUUUGGCUCCCCUUUGCGCUUGCCUGGUGACUUCCUCGAUUACAGACCGAAGCCUCCCACCACCGGUGACGACUUCGCAACGUGCCUCCGUCAGCAUUUCCAGGCCGUCAAACCCGCCCUACCGCGUCAGCCUUCCCAUAGGAAGAUUUUCGUGUACCCGGAUUUGGCCAAUGCCUCUCACGCCUUCGUGCGGGUGGAUCAUGCCAAGCCACCCCUGCAUAUGCUGGCCCUUACAAGAUACUGGCCCGCAGCGACAAGACCGUCAGUCGACCUUAAUGGCCGCCGCGAGACCAUCUCCCUCGACAGGGUCAAGUACGCUCAUCUUGAGACACUCGUCGCCCCUGUGCAUCUCCUCGACCUUCCCUCCCACUGCGGAGGCCCUCAACGCCGACGCUGUCCCUCGGCGCAAUGUUUCCUGGCAUUCUCCCCUGGUUACCAUCAGGGUCUAGGGGGGGAGGCCUGUAGCAGCACUAGUUCCAUCGGAUGA